AUGAACAACGCUGGCCUUGUUUAUCUUGCCAGCCAACGCGUCUUGGCCCUUCCGCUUGGUAACAGUACUCUUUAUGCCACGAGAGGUACUGAUAAAUAUGUGUUCUUGUACCCUCUGCUUGACACAACGGGUGCCGGUCCCUGGUUAGAGGUACCACGUCCACGCUACCACAUUCCUCCAAGCGUUCCAACUUCGAAGCGCUCCACGCUGGCCAUCUCUGCCGCGAGAAUGGAGAGUCAGCAUGGUAUUGAACCUCCAGGAGUUGUUGACAAUGAUGGCUCCCAUCAAGCGCGCCUUGAAGAGUGGCUGCGUGCACAAAAAAGCCGUCGCCGUUGUCGAAUCGGUAUAUCUUUUAGCAACCUGGAGUGCAUCGGUCGUCGGACGUCCGAACAAUAUCUAGACACCUACAUAUCGGCUCUUACGAGACCAUGUCGAGCUAUACGGUCGCGAGAACAAGUUCAGAUCUUGUCUGGAUUUGAAGGCUUAAUACUUCCAGGAGAGAUGCUUCUAGUUCUGGGACGGCCUGGCAGCGGGUGUUCAACAUUCCUUAAAACCUUGUCUGGAGAUACUCACGGCUUCCAUGUUGGGGCAGGAUCAGUCAUCAACUAUCAAGGAAUGUCUUACAAAGAAAUGCACCGCAACGCACCCGGGGAAUGUAUCAACCUUGGCGAACUCGAUGUCCACUUCCCAGAGCUUACUCUGGGUCAGACCUUGGAGUUUGCAGCUUCAACUCGGCCAAGCCAGAAUCUGACAUUUGACCAGCAAAAUAAUAAGCAGGGAGCAGAAGGUACAGCGCGUCUAAUUGCCUCGCUAUUUGGCCUGAGUUCGGGAUACGAUACGCGGAUAGGGGAUGCCCUUAUUAGAGGUGUGAGCGGUGGCGAGAAACGACGAACAAGCAUUGCUGAGGCCUACAUUGGCGGAGCACAGGUGCAAUGUUGGGAUAACAGCACCCGAGGGCUGGACAGUUUGACGGCCCAGCGCUUUAUUGAUCUUCUUAGACGCUCGACGAAUGUGCUACAGUCUACAGUUGCCAUGAGUUUAUACCAGGCCUCGGAAUCCAUGUACAAGCAAUUCGAUAAAGUAAUGCUUCUCUAUGAGGGUCGCGAGAUUUACUUUGGGCCCAUAGACGCCGCUGCCGACUAUUUCACAGCCCUCGGCUUCGCCAGACCUGCCAAUGCAACCACUCCGGAUUUCUUGACAUCUAUAACUAAUCCAGCAGAGCGUGUUGCUCGAGAAGGCUGGAGCAACCGCACACCAAGAUCUCGAGACGAUUUUGUCUCGGCAUGGAAGAUGAGCCGUCAGGCCAAGUCGCUCCAUGAUGAGAUUGCAGAGUUUGAGUUGGUAAAUCCCAUCCAUGGCAGAGAUUCAAGUCACUUGACGGACAAACAGGCUCCAGGGGACGUUACAAGCCUGCGGCCGUCAACCUUCCCCCUUCCAAUACACAAACAGAUCAUCGUGUGUCUUCGAAGGGCGUAUCAACGCCUACACAAUCACGUCGCCCCUGUUGUGUCGAUGCAGAUUGCCAAUUUGAUCCUGGGCCUUAUCAUUGGAAGUGCAUACUACAACCUCGGUGAAGGCUCCGAUAGUUUGUUGCCGCGCUCAACCCUUCUUUUUUUCGUCACCAUGUUGAAUUCCUUCGUCCCAGCGUUUGAGGUUGACCUCAUGUAUGCACAACGGCCAAUCGUGGAGAAGCAGAGUCGAUAUGCUUUUUAUCAUACUUUCGUGGAUCGUGUCGCAUUCAUGAUAUUGGACUUGCCCGCCAAAGUAGCCCUAUCCUUUAUGCUCCAUCUUCCGAUUUACUUCAUGACAAAUCUUCGAAGGACCGGAGAAUCCUUCUUCACCUACUGGCUGUUUAUGAUGGUCAAUCUGCUUGCUAUGGCCAUGCUCUUCCGGAUGAUAGGUUUCCUCUCGAGAUCUCGGGAUGGGACACUGACGCCAGUUUCUAUUCUCACUCUUUUAUGUGUGCUAUAUACAGGAUAUGUCGUCCCCCCGCCGUCUAUGGUUCCGUGGCUUGCUUGGUUCCGCUACAUAAAUCCAAUCGCCUACACCUACGAAGGCGUCAUGAUUAAUGAACUACGCCGUUGUCAAUUUUUAUGCUCGGUUACUAUUCCAGAUGGCCCAGACUACCGCAACAUUUCGAGUUUGGAAAAACUAUGUGCGGAAGUCGGUAGACUUGCCGGCACUGACCUAGUUGAUGGAAGCGAAUUUCUCAGGUUGAAAUACGGGUACACUGAAGCCCAUAUGUGGAGAAACAUGGCCAUUCUUCUCGCGAUGAUGGUCAUCUUCUGUAUCGGCCAUUUACUGGCAGCAGAAUACAUCCCGGCCCAAAAGUCGCGUGGAGAGGUGUUAUUGUUCAAGAAGCCUUUUGCAAAACUUGAAUGUGGUGAAGAGACGGGCAUAUCUGAAGCCGAAAUCGGCGCAAACGAUGCGACUUUAGGCUCCAAGACGUGUGAACACGGCCCCUACAGCGAGCCAGAUGUCACGACGGCCAUACAAAGAAGCCGACAAACUUCAACCUUUCAAUGGAGUGAGAUAUCAUAUGACAUAAAAACUCGUGGAGGGAAUCGAAGACUAUUAUCAGAUAUCAGUGGAUGGCUGAAGCCGGGAAGUCUCACAGUUCUGAUGGGUGCCACGGGGGCUGGAAAAACAACUCUUCUUGAUGUUCUGGCCGGGAGAGCCUUGCGAGGAGAAGCUCAUGGGACCAUUUUCGUUGACGGUAGGCCAAGAGGCGCUACCGGUGACUACCAGCAAAGAAUGGGAUACGUGAAGCAGGACGACAACCAUCUCCCCACCUCGACUGUUCGUGAAGCACUGCAGUUUAGUGCACAACUGCGGCAGCCGAGUACGCGGUCUAAGUCUGAAAAGCUGGCCUACGCGGAAAAUGAGCCAACAUCGGGUCUCGAUAGUCAGACAGCCUGGUCAAUCUGCACGCUCUUACGCAAGCUUGCAGAUAAUGGCCACACCAUCCUAUGUACAGUUCAUCAACCUUCGGCCCAGUUAUUUAAUCAAUUUGAUCGUCUUCUUCUUCUUAGAAGUGGCGAAACUGUCUACUUUGGAGAUAUCGGGCCAGAUGCUACAGUUUUAAAACAGUACUUCGAGUCGCGAGGAUCGCGGAAAUGCUUGGUUGACGAGAACCCGGCAGAGUGGAUGAUGGAUGUAAUAGAAAACCCUACCAAGUCGGCCGACGGCCACCAAAACUGGUCUCAGGAGUGGAAUAAUAGUACGGAAAGACAAGAGGUACUCGAUCAGCUUGCGGGCUUUACGACCGUCGUGCCGGCAGAUGCGCGGCGGCAGAAUCAAGGCGGAUAUGGAGCGACUAUGCCUCAUCAACUGCUCAUCCUAGUGCAACGGACAUUUCGAGACCAGUGGAGGAGCCCGAUUUACUUAUACACAAAGACGGCAACUUGUAUUGGAUUAGGUCUAGUGAAUGGUAUCUCAUUCUACAAAACCGAUAACAAUAUCCAGGGUCUUGUCAGCCUUUUAUUUUCAUGUUUUUUGACUUGUCAGUUAUUUAGUAUCCUCGCCAUGCUUAUCAUUCCACGCUUCAUCAGAGCACGGCAUCUAUUCGAGGUGCGAGAGCGCGACUCCAAACUAUACUCGUGGGUUGUUUUGGUAGCAGCCAACUUAGUUGUGGAGGUUGCCUGGUUUACCCUGAUUUCCGUCUUUAUUUUCGUUUGUUGGUAUUAUCCGACGGGCAUGUACCUGAACGGAGAUUCCUCCUUUGGCGUGAUUGAGCGCGGGGGGUUGGCCUUUAUGCUCUUAUGGCUCUUCGUCCUCUGGAGUUGCACCAUCUCUCAAGCCUUCUCAGCAAUCGUCGAGGAAAUUGAAACCGCGAUCCAGAUGGCUACGCUCUGCUUCUGGCUGAGUCUUGUAUUCUGCGGAAUCUUGGUGACCCCGGACCACUUGCCUGGUUUUUGGAAGUUCAUGUAUCGCGUCUCACCCCUCACUUACUUCCUCGAAGGCAUUGCUAUUGCAGGCAUGGCGGGGGUUCGCGUACAGUGCUCUCCGGUAGAGAUGCUUCAUAUCCCCCUUCCACCAGGUCGCGGGCGGUGCCAAAAUUAUCUUGAGGCAUAUAUGCGUGAUACCGGAGGUUACGUUGUGAAUUCUGAGAGCGCUGACGGGCCGUGUGUGUUUUGCCCCGUCUCCAUGGCCGAUACCGUGCUAAGAAGCCUCGGGUUAAGCACGGAUAAGAGUAUUGCAUGGAGAAAUGCUGGUAUAUUGACUGGUUACAUCGUUUUCGAUGUAAUUUGUGUCUUUGCCUUGUAUUAUCUUUUGCGAGUGCCUCGGUUCAAGGCCCGGAGCAGAUGA
Molecule: messenger RNA, 4308 nt
Organism: Metarhizium acridum CQMa 102
Lineage: Eukaryota; Fungi; Ascomycota; Sordariomycetes; Hypocreales; Clavicipitaceae
Source: RefSeq, a predicted model, not a curated record